Molecule: messenger RNA, 567 nt
Organism: Penicillium roqueforti
Lineage: Eukaryota; Fungi; Ascomycota; Eurotiomycetes; Eurotiales; Aspergillaceae
Exons: 3
Coding region: 1-567 (188 amino acids)
Source: RefSeq, a predicted model, not a curated record
AUGGCCCAUGAAAACAUAUGGUUUCCCGAUCCUUUCCAGAACUGCAAGAUCUUGAGUCUGAACGAGCCUACACCUUCCAACUGGGAAGUCUCCCAAAAGAUCAACGGGCAUGUCGAGCAAUGGAAAGACGCUACCUGCCGCCUCUCCUCUCUGGCCUCCGCCAAGUUCGUCUGUCGUGAUACCAGUGAAUCUCCCAAUGGGCCCACAGCCAUCCUCCGUAUCGUGAAGCAGAUUCCCUCUACCAAAGCUCAGGAAGCCACUCAAUUUACUCUACCCGAGCUAAUGGCAUACCAAUCUCCCAAGGAAAGAAAUUCGCCCAACACCCCUAAGCUCCUAGCAUGGCAGCAAGGGACUCAGGAUGCCUCUGGUACCAUCCCAGGUGGCUUUAUCACAUGGAUUAUCUUUGUGGACAUUGAGGGAAUCGCCCUUGGCGAUGCGAAUGGGGCUGGCAUAUAUUGGGAGCAGCCGCCGGAAACACGUGCAAAAAUCCGCGAGGUCUUCAUGAAGGAAUACACUGAAGCCUCUGAAAUUGGAAUCCUACCAGUCCAUGAUGGCCUGGAAAUUUGA